This is a messenger RNA of Magallana angulata, 2658 nucleotides long. Its product is annotated as coiled-coil domain-containing protein 149-B-like. The transcript has 12 exons. The coding region runs from base 116 to 2035 and encodes 639 amino acids. NCBI's taxonomy places the organism in Eukaryota, Metazoa, Mollusca, Bivalvia, Ostreida, Ostreidae. The record is from RefSeq and is a predicted model, not a curated record.
AAUAUCACAUCCGUAUAACGUUUUAAUCUAUUGUGAAGGAAAGUGUCCAAAUAAGAAGAAUACCAACAGCGAUGAAAUUGAUUUCUGCUUCGUGGAUAAUCAAUUAACAUUAAAAAUGACGAGAUUUAGACAAACAGAAGAUGAUCUGUACAAUUUAGAGUCAAAAUUUGACUCUCUACGCAAUGAGUAUUUAGUGUGCAAGAGAAAACUUGAAAGCAAAUGUCAGGCCUUAUUGAUUCUUACAAAAGAAAUGGGACAAUGUCGAAGUGAAAGGGACCAAUUCAAGCUCAUGGCUGAGCAGCUUCGUGAAAGAUACCAAGGUCUUAAGAAACAGUUACAUGGACAGAUUCCCAAAAACUUUGAUGAUAGCAAAGGUGGUCUGCAUAGAUUGGGAGAGGUACCUUUACAAGCUCUGCUUGUUGAAUCAAGAGAACAAACCAAAUGUCUUCAGUUUGAAGUUGAUGACCUGAAGCAAAAACUACAGGAUGCAUGGGGUGAUAUAAAGCUGCUAAGGGAACAGAUAGCUCGCCAGAGAGUAGGAACAACAGAUGAAGGUAUUAACACCAGACAUUUUCCUGCUCAUGAAAGAGAGGGUCUUGUCAAACAGCUAGAAGACUUCAGAGUACAGUACACACAGUUAGAGAGAGACCUGCAGCAGGUGCUUGAUGAGAAACAAGAACAAGAGACAGAGAGGGACGCCUAUAAAACAAAGUAUGAGAGACUGAAUCAGGAGCUAAACUACAUACUGAAGGGCGACGAGCGACGAGUGGUGGAUCUAGAUGCACUUAUCAUGGAGAAUAAGUACCUCCAAGAACGACUCAAACAGAUGGAAGAGGAGAAAUCUAUAGCAAUGGCCACAGUUUCUAAAUACAAGACACUUUUGGAGAGAAGAAAAAUGAAAAGUGCUUUGAAAUUAGGACAAAGUCGCAGUGGAGGCCUUAUCAUUUCUCAGAAACAAGUUCAACAAUUUCUGGAGGAUAAAAGUGAAUGCUCAGUGACCCCUCAGACAGUGGCUGACAUCAAAGCAUUGGCAGGUGCCCUGUUAGACACGGUCAAUGAUAAAAACCUGGCUCUCUCCCAUCAAAGGAAAACAAACAAACAUUUUGCUGUCAGAAUUUUAGGCAAUAGAAUAUCAGAGCUGGAAAAGAAGAUCAAAACAUUAGAAGUUGCUGGACUUUGGAAUAUAUCGACAGCUUCUACAAAUUUGGAAAAACUUAAAGAAGAAUGUGAGGAGGUAAAGACAUUGAUACCUCAGCUGUCACAGUCCAGUGAAGAUGGAGUGAAUGGAAAUAGUACCCCGGGAUCCAGUGGGAGUUCAUUAAACAGCAGCCCCCAACAUUCCAGUAGCACCCCCUGCUGUGUCAGUCCCUCACACUACACAGAAGGAUCUGGUAAAUCUAGUCCUCUGGACUCUCUGUAUGACAGCAGUGGUAAAAUUAGUCCCAGAGAUGAGAGUUCAGAACUUUCCCUCUGUGACACAAGUUCAGUUCCGCUAAGUCAAAAGUCUGAUACCAGUGGUAUCUCUCACCACAGUGAUAUCACAAAUGAUGAGAUAUAUUCCCUUACGUCACCAGACAGCAGUACUAGACAGAUAUCGCCCCAGUCCUCCCCAAACGAGGCAAUCCAUAGUAACAACAUGGCCUCACCUAGUCUAAGCCCAAAAGGUAACACCGAGAGCCUAGAUACAGAUGACCUGGAUUUGAUCCCAGAAAAAGAGAGUUCAACAACAAAUUCAAGACACAACAUAGGUGAAAAUUUGCUGGAAAAUGCUGAAACUGAUGAGCUUCUUACGGUGUCCGAGAGUGAAGAUGGAAAACUUUCGGUAGAAAUGGAUGAUACAGAAGAGCAGAUGAAUCUGUUGAUGGAGACAAUGACCAAUAAAAUGCUAAGUGUGAAUCAGAAGUUGAAGGUCAAGGACACUGUCCCUUCAGAUGUUUGUGUCCAAUCAGACCAGGAGGAUGGAGAGGGGUCUUCUGACCGACCAUUGCUUGGUAACAAUGAACCCCCCAGAGACGACCUUAAUGUGGAGUGUUAGGUCAAGGCCAAAUAUUUACAUGCAAUGCUUGCAUGAACAUUUUUAAGAGGGAACAAUCUACCCGUACACAUUUUGCACACAUAAUAAAGAGAUUUUACUAUCACAAUUAGACUAGUGUAAUUUAUUAUGGAUGUUCAGCUGUCAUCAUUUGUUAAAAAUUCAUGAUACAAGUACAGUGUACAUGAUUCAAAUUAAUGCAUUAUGUGUGAUAUACUUUUUUAUUAGCUCACCUGAGCUGAAAGCUCAAGUGAGCUAUUCUGAUCACAUUUUGUCUGUCGUCCGUCUGUCCGUCUGUCUGUCUGUCCGUAAACUUUUCACAUUUUCAACAUCUUCUCAAGAACUACUGGGCCAAUUUCAACCAAACUUGGCACAAAUCAUUCUUAGGCAAAGGGGAUUCAAAGUUGUGAAAAUUAAGGGUCACACUCGUUUUCAAGGGGAGAUAAUUAAAAAUUAAUGAAAAAUUUCGAGAAAUUUUCAAAAAUCUUCUUCUCAAGAACCAGAAAGCCAGGAAAGCUGAAACUUGUGUGGAAGCAUCCUCAGGUAGUGUAGAUUCAAAGUUGUGAAAUUCAUGACCCCCGGGGGUAGGGUGGGGCCACAAUGGGGGGUCAAAGUUUUACAUAGGA